Molecule: messenger RNA, 1878 nt
Organism: Balaenoptera ricei (Rice's whale)
Lineage: Eukaryota; Metazoa; Chordata; Mammalia; Artiodactyla; Balaenopteridae
Gene: IP6K2
Product: inositol hexakisphosphate kinase 2
Exons: 6
Coding region: 315-1607 (430 amino acids)
Biological process (GO): inositol phosphate biosynthetic process; phosphatidylinositol phosphate biosynthetic process
Cellular component (GO): cytoplasm; nucleus
Molecular function (GO): inositol hexakisphosphate kinase activity
Source: RefSeq, a predicted model, not a curated record
UAUACCAGCCCCAUAUCUGUCUGAGCAGUGGAAUGUGUGAGGAAGGCACAACUACUGACUGAUGAACCUUAGCCAGUCUUCUUUGCAGAGGGGUGCGAGGGGUGCCAGAGCCUUCCGUAAGCACCGGAGGGAGAUAUCACCCGUAUCUAGGCAACAGGGAUGAGCCUCCCUGAGGCCAGCUUGCUGAGAGCGUCCUGGCCCACACAACCGAGGAGCGGAGGCCAGACAGACGGACGCACGGACAGACGACAGAGGACGCCCUGGCCGCUGGACCGCGCUGCCUCCCCCUUCUCCCUGCUGCCUGCACCUGGAGGAUGAGCCCAGCCUUCAGGGCCAUGGACGUGGAGCCCCGCGCCAAGGGCAUCCUGCUGGAGCCCUUUGUCCACCAGGUCGGGGGGCACUCGUGCGUGCUCCGCUUCAAUGAGACGACCCUGUGCAAGCCCCUGGUCCCGAGGGAGCACCAGUUCUACGAGACCCUCCCUGCGGAGAUGCACAAAUUCACUCCCCAGUACAAAGGUGUGGUAUCUGUGCGCUUUGAAGAAGAUGAAGACAGGAACUUGUGUUUAAUAGCAUAUCCAUUAAAAGGGGACCACGGAACUAUGGACAGUGUAGAUAACUCAGACUGUGAACCAAAAAGUAAGCUGCUAAGGUGGACGAACAAAAAACAUCAUGUCCUAGAAACGGAAAAGAUCCCUAAGGACUGGGUGCGGCAGCACCGGAAGGAGGAGAAGAUGAAGAGCCAUAAGUUAGAAGAAGAAUUUGAGUGGCUGAAGAAAUCUGAAGUCUUGUACUACAGUGUAGAGAAAAAGGGGAAUGUCAGUUCCCAGCUUAAACACUACAACCCUUGGAGCAUGAAGUGUCACCAGCAACAGUUACAGAGAAUGAAGGAGAAUGCAAAACAUCGGAACCAGUACAAAUUUAUCUUACUGGAGAACCUGACUUCCCGUUAUGAGGUGCCUUGUGUCCUGGACCUCAAGAUGGGUACGCGCCAGCAUGGUGACGAUGCUUCAGAGGAGAAGGCAGCCAACCAGAUCCGCAAAUGCCAGCAGAGCACAUCUGCAGUCAUUGGUGUGCGCGUGUGUGGCAUGCAGGUGAGAGGAGUGCAGGUGUACCAGGCAGGCAGUGGGCAGCUCAUGUUCAUGAACAAGUACCACGGACGGAAGCUGUCCGUGCAGGGCUUCAAGGAGGCACUUUUCCAGUUUUUCCACAACGGGCGGUACCUGCGCCGGGAGCUCCUGGGCCCUGUGCUUAGGAAGCUGACUGAACUCAAGUCCGUGUUGGAGCGACAAGAAUCCUACCGCUUCUACUCAAGCUCCCUGCUGGUCAUUUAUGAUGGCAAGGAGCGGCCUGAAGUGGCCCUGGACUCAGAUGCUGAGGACUUGGAGGACCUGUCAGAGGAGUCAGCCGACGAGUCGGCUGGUGCUUAUGCCUACAAGCCCAUCGGCACCAGUUCGGUGGACGUGCGCAUGAUCGAUUUCGCACACACCACUUGCAGGCUGUAUGGUGAGGACAGUGUGGUACACGAGGGCCAGGAUGCUGGCUAUAUCUUUGGGCUCCAGAGCCUGAUAGACAUUGUCACAGAGAUAAGUGAGGAAAGUGGGGAGUGAGCUUGCUGGCUGCAGCAGUACCUGAGAGACUCUCUGUCCCAGGCACAGCUGUGCUGCGUCGGGGAGGAGGCCAGUAUGGCCAGGCGGUGGCCCCUGCAGCCUGGAGCUGAUGCGCAGAGGCCUCUGUGAGUCCCAGCCUGAGCCAGCCCCAACCGCUCUCGGAGUCUUUAUUUAUUUUAACUCUUUCUUCAACAUUCCACAUUUGAUGAUGCAGAUACCUCUUUCUUCCCUGAGUGUAAAUGUUCUAAUACAGAUCUUUUUGUUAAUUGUA